This is a messenger RNA of Kockovaella imperatae, 1257 nucleotides long. RefSeq lists its product as hypothetical. The transcript is spliced from 7 exons. NCBI's taxonomy places the organism in Eukaryota, Fungi, Basidiomycota, Tremellomycetes, Tremellales, Cuniculitremaceae. The record is from RefSeq and is a predicted model, not a curated record. Bases 1 to 1143 code for a protein of 380 amino acids.
AUGCGAUCCAUGGCGAAGCUUCCCCUUGCGCUCACUCUCCUUGCUCUGCCAUUAGCGAGUGCUCAAUACACCGCCACAUACACCGUUGGCGACCUCCCAAAUACAUCUCAGCAAGGUCAAAGCGGUACCAACAACUGUGGAACGACCGACUCUCAGACCUCAGAGUGUCAGAAUGUUUUCCUCAACUCUGUCAAUGACUUUUGUCUAUGGGGACCUCCCUCUAAUCACAGUGAUGAAGGCAACGGAAGCGCAGAUAUCGGCAACGUCGAGCAGGUCGUCGUCAGUUACUGCUUGAAAGAUGGCUACGGAACGCGAUUGAUCCCCGAUGGAACCAUCUCAUCGGCCCACUUCGUCAAGGUCGUCAGUGAGAAUGUGUCGUAUGUCCAGGUCUCCGGAACUGGUGAUAUGACCAAGAUCCUCAUUCCGGAGGGCGAUUGGGGUGGAGAGCUCGAUCCUCACUCCUGGACCGGUCUUGGUAACCCCCAAGGAGGUUUGGUGUUCACCAACGCUUUCACCGGCCAAUACGAACAAACCCACGAGUGGACUUCCUUCAUGUCAUAUGUCGACUUCUGUUUCAGAGCUUGCCAAGAUGGACCCAAUGCACCCGGUUACUGCGAACAUAUUUACGACACCUUGGGCUGUUCCUUCACAAUCCCAGGAAGCGAGGGACCAGGAUUUGAUGACUGUCUCGGUGACCCGGGUGCCCAACCUGGAGUCUACGGCGGUACCACAUUCACCCAAGGCGCUCCUUCCACCCCGGCCGCUCAUCCUGACAUCGCGACUUCUCAGUGCACGACUUACUCAUCCGUUGGAGGUGGCAGCGUUGACCUCGCCAGCGGAAGCCCGACGUCUUCUAGCAGUACGACCAGCGCAAGUGCCGCUAGCACAACUUCCAGUACCUCGUCUGCCAGUAUGAGCAUGUCGACCAGCAGCGCUGCAUCAUCGCGAUCUUCUGGCUCAAGUGCAAUGGCUACAGCUACGACCAGCCGAGCUUCUACAAACUCUGGCUCGUCAAACGCUUCGGGAUCAUCCUCCAGUGCUUCGGCUUCGGCCUCCCACUCUGGCGCCGCCGAUCGAAACAUGGUCACCGGAGGAUCAGCCUUGGUCGCCGGAGUCGCGGCUGUUAUGGCAAUGAUCCUGUAGACCCUCUCUCCUUCGAUUUUGAACUCAGUCGUCGGGCUCGACUAUCAUAGCCUUAUAAUCCAUCUCAUUCGGACAUUUGUGACCUCCGUGGACAUUUCAUGCAUUUCUCUGGGU